AUGAAAGAACUUCCCUUAGAAAAGUUACAAGACAUAGACAAUGAGACCUUUGAUGAACAUAGCGAUUAUAAACAGCCUGAGAAACUCAUUGACGAGGCGAAGGACAUGGAGCCUUUUCGAUUGUCCAAGGCGUAUGUUCGGCUUGUGAGCUACGUUCAAGCGUUGAAUGCUGCUUGCACGGGCAUAAAAGAUUAUCACGUACAUUAUUCUAGCAGAGUUGCCAAUGUUUUAGAUGUUUUGGAGCAAGUUCAGGAAAUCACAGACUCUGUCUCUCUAGAACCUGGAAGACAUCGCUUUGGGAAUCCUGCGUUUCGAAGGUGGCAUGCGAAGUUGUUGCACAGGGCACCAACGAUUCUGGACACAAUUGUCCCGUCUUCCUUAGGCUCGGCCCAAAUAGAAUUGUUGGAUUACUUUCUUGGUUCUUUCGGAAAUGCACAAAGAAUCGAUUUUGGAACCGGACAUGAGCUGAAUUUUUUGGGGUUUCUCAAAGGACUCGAUUUACUCAACCUUUUAACAUACGAAGAUUGCGCAGCUGUGGGCUUGUAUGUUUCACAUAAAUACCUGGAAGUUUGUCGUAAAUUAGUUAUUAAGUAUCGUCUUGAACCAGCAGGAUCCCACGGCGUUUGGGGACUCGAUGACCACUUUUUUAUUCCGUAUAUUUUUGGAUCUUCACAACUGGCAGCUCCCGGUGGUAAUACAUUAGGUUUACGACCGACCGCGAUUCUCGAUAAAAAACUUACUAAAGAACUCUCAAAGUCGAAUCUAUAUUUUAGUGCAAUCGAUUUUAUCAAUGUUAUGAAAAAAGGUCCAUUUUAUGAGCAUUCCCCCAUCCUUUAUGACAUUACAGCGGUUCCUUCAUGGUCAAAAGUCAAUCAGGGAUUGUUGAAGAUGUAUGAUGUAGAGGUCCUCAGUAAAUACCCGGUUGUCCAACAUUUCCAUUUCGGCAACCUCUUCCCUUUUCAGCAAUUCGUUUGA
Messenger RNA from Schizosaccharomyces osmophilus, 975 nucleotides. It is a transcript of the gene ypa1, whose product is annotated as serine/threonine protein phosphatase PP2A regulatory subunit, PTPA family Ypa1. Gene Ontology annotation, cellular component: protein phosphatase type 2A complex; cytoplasm; nucleus. Gene Ontology annotation, biological process: mitotic spindle organization. Gene Ontology annotation, molecular function: peptidyl-prolyl cis-trans isomerase activity; protein tyrosine phosphatase activator activity. NCBI's taxonomy places the organism in Eukaryota, Fungi, Ascomycota, Schizosaccharomycetes, Schizosaccharomycetales, Schizosaccharomycetaceae. The record is from RefSeq and is a predicted model, not a curated record. The transcript is spliced from 2 exons. The coding region runs from base 1 to 975 and encodes 324 amino acids.